AGUUGCAUCAGGUGUGCUUUAAACAACACCUGUUCUGCAUAUUUGUGCUGUUGUGAGGGAUUCUAUUCAGGGCGUUGAAUAAUCUUGAGACUGGAGAAAUCGUUAUAAGUUGCAUUUUCAGUCGUAUUUGGGGAAACCACUUCAAGCAUUUCAAUUGCUUUUGUUCGAUUUGUACGUUGCAAACAGCUGAAAGUCUGAACAUUUUCACAAUAAACCUGAUUUACACUGGGGGUUGAAUCAUUUGAUUGCAACUGUUUGAGUCCCUAACCUGUUCCAGCAUGUGAGGUCCAUGAAGACACAGUUUCCCAAGGUUGGAGUAGAAGAACUCGAGUAGCCUGCACAGAACCCUGACCUCAACCUUUGGGAUGAAUUGGAGUGCCGAUCGCACCCCAGGCCUCGUUGCCCACCAUCAGUGCCUCACCUCACUAAUGCUCUUGUAGCUGAAUGGGCAGAAAUUCCAAUAGCCACACUCAAAAUCUAGUGAAAAGAUUUCCUUCCCAGAAGUUUAUUAUUGAGGUUAUGUUCAACAAGCACAUACUGGUGUGAUGGUGGUGUGUCCACGUUUUAUUUGGCCAUGUAGUGUAUAUUUUCUUCACUUGUUUUGUUUUUUGUUUUUAUAAUUUAUCUCUCAUCCAGUGUAAUCCAGGACCCCUUCCACAUCUCAGCUGGCAUCCCAAAGCUGAGAACCCAGUGCUUUACAGUUUUGCGGGUCCCAAGAUUACAACUUCUCUAGGACAGGGCGAUGUAAAUUAUGCUCACAGGCUGUGACAAGCAGCAGUUCAGGAACCCCAUGCAUUAAAUUAGAGUAUGUUUUCCUCCCUGUCCUCCUCCUCUCCCUCCCACUGGUAGUUAAACGAGUUUCACCUGCAUUACGUGUACACUUGCCAAAAGGAGAGCGAGAGAAGCUUAGCUAGGACUCAGCCCCAAAGACUUUUCAUUUGGGAGGACAAUUAAAUACUUCUUUUUCUAUCCUGUGUUUCUUGGAGCCUGUAACAAAAUGCCUUGACUUCUUCUGCGCGUUUUCUUUUUCUCUUCCAAAAAUUAAACCUAGAGAUCUUUUUAUUUGAACACUCAUUUCUUCAGUACCUAAUAUAGCCAGUGAAAGUGCCAAACACUUCUGGCCUAUAAAAAAAAAAAUGAAUGCAAUGCCAACUGGCGCACACGGUUAAAUUGGGCUAUGAUUUGAUUUUCUGCUGGUUUUGUUUCUCAUUGAAACUUGAACACGCUCCGACAUGAAAUCUGCAUCACUGAAAUAGAUCGUCACACUCGUCAUCUGGAUUUAUUUUAGAAGUGCUGAUUUAUGACUCUUGAAGGCUGACACUCGGGUUUGUGGUUAGACGACGUUACCCGCUUCUGCUCUCCCAGAAGUCGAGUUUCAGUCGCUUUUAUUGCUCGGACAUAUUUGCAGAAGACCCUUUGUUUAAAGAUGAUUUUGCGUGGCGGUCGUACUGAGAGUGCGGUCUGGAAGAAGUUGCUCGGUGUGGGGCUGCUCGUGCUCACGACGCUCACAGUGAGGUGUGAAGGGGGAAAGAUGAAACUCGAGGACACAUUGAGAACUUGCUACAGACUGACGGAUGUGGCGGAGAGUCUGCGCCUUCGUGUGGACUCGGUAGUUGGAGCCCACACGACCGAAAAGUGCUUGAUGGUCUUAGACAUGGCGCUGCACUUUGUAGCAGAAGGUGCUGCUGGUGGCCUGAACGUCAUCACUGUUUACGUGGCUGAGAUUCUGCGCGCAACUGGAGUAGGCGAUCCCGUGUCCAUUCCUCACUUCACCCCUGAGGGCAUGGCCGUUGCAGCAAAGUGGAUGUUACUGGCGUUGAUUAGUUACUGGCUGCUGUGCGCGGUGUUGCGUUUAACUGUAGCAUUGUUACGGCGGGGGUUCUGGAUGCUGAAGAUCAUCGUGCUCGUGUUUUUCUUCAGUCGGAUCAUCAGUGAUCCAAAGGCGUCCUCUGAAAUCACGCUCAUGCGUUUGUUCCUGCUGGUGAUGUUCACGGCUGUGUGGAGCGUAGCCACUGGGAGGAAGAGCGGGACAGACCUGACCAGCCUGGAGAGUCGAUUGGCGAGACUGGAGGACAAAGUGGCCGUGAUGGAGAAGUGUAAAAACGGAGUAACGAGAGACUAAAUAAAGGGAUGUGUUUAGAGGCGAUGGAGAGAUGGAAGAAAGGAGGAGGAGAAUGAUCGAGAAUUAAAUGAACGUUGUAGAUUAUAUAAUCACGAUAAAUCGCUUUCCGGGGUUACUUUGUAAAAUCUAUAUAAUUGAUUUUUCAACUCGUAAGGUUAAUUUCUUUGUUUUCUAAAUAUUUUGAAGUCAUAAUGUGUAAUGAAACUCUUCACAGGUGUGCUUAAAAUGGACUCCUUCUUCUGACUGUGGUGUAUAAUCAUUCAGUAAAAGCUAAUUUACUCAGCUUAGUGGAAAGACGAGGUGAUUUCUACAUUGAACAUGGAUCCAAGAUGUCAUCGUAACGUACACUGUGAUUAUAGUGGAAUGGAAAAACCAUAAUAAACCACAAAGCUCCUCUGUCCUGAAGACCUUCCCAUGUCAAAAACCGUAAAGGAGCUUCACCUUGGACUGUUACGUAGCGGUGACGCUGGAGACUCCUUCCAUAAAUAAACUGUUCCUCACAGAAAACUUUAUCAACACAUUUAUUUGUAGAGCUUCUGCAAUAUGUUCCUCUGUAGGUUCUUACUAUAGAAACGCUAAUGUAUUACAGCAAGUGGAUUAAUAUAAACCCACGAUUUGUCUUGCAGCUGAACUGCUCUCCAAGACGUCCUGUCCUAAAAUGAAUCAACACCUUCUGACCAAUCAGAUUCGAACAAAGACAUUACAGGGGAUGAAAAGAUAGCUUUGUUAUGACGUUUUCUUCUUCUUCCUUCGAAGUCCAUUUACAGACUAAUUUUGGUACAUGGACAUUUCAGAUUUAAAAAAAAAAAAAAAGAUUGGCUCGUUUAUUGAAAAUAAGCGAAAAGGAAGUAAAGACCUGAACUGUAUCAAAGCCAGAGCUCAGACCUGAAGAAUCUCUCAUGAUUUAUCAACUAUGAUUGCUCCACACUAUAAAAUACAGAUUUCCUUAAUGAUCUUUGUGUGUUACGAUAUCGCCUUAAUGUUUUUCUGUUCCUCUGUGUGAAAGUAAUAAAUAGCUUAGUACAACAUAACUUAAUCUGGGCCCAGGUAAAGAUUGUACUGCCUUUAAACUGGAUAAAAAUCAACCAAUCUGGA
This is a messenger RNA of Ictalurus furcatus (blue catfish), 3217 nucleotides long. Its product is annotated as transmembrane protein 109. NCBI's taxonomy places the organism in Eukaryota, Metazoa, Chordata, Actinopteri, Siluriformes, Ictaluridae. The record is from RefSeq and is a predicted model, not a curated record. Bases 1427 to 2122 code for a protein of 231 amino acids. The transcript is spliced from 3 exons. Gene Ontology annotation, biological process: intrinsic apoptotic signaling pathway in response to DNA damage by p53 class mediator; cellular response to gamma radiation.